Erigeron canadensis is the source of this 1596-nucleotide messenger RNA. Its product is annotated as PTI1-like tyrosine-protein kinase 3. Gene Ontology annotation, biological process: protein phosphorylation. Lineage: Eukaryota; Viridiplantae; Streptophyta; Magnoliopsida; Asterales; Asteraceae. The record is from RefSeq and is a predicted model, not a curated record. The transcript is spliced from 8 exons. Gene Ontology annotation, molecular function: protein tyrosine kinase activity; ATP binding. Bases 283 to 1371 code for a protein of 362 amino acids.
UGCUUAUCUGUCUUUCCUUCUUUUCCCCAAAUUUAUCCUUCUUUUUUCAUCAUCAUCUUCUUACUAAAAAAACCAAUAUAUAUAAGAAAAUACUUUUUUUUUAUGCAUAUAGAAACAGAAAAAAUAUAUAUAUAAUUACACACACACACACACACACUAAGCCCUAGAUCAAAAAGGAAGAAACCACCAACAAGACAGGGACACGCACCUCCUCCUGGAUACUUUAGACGGUUGGGGAAACCAAGGGCUCACGACGAUCUAAUAUUGAGGAAGAGAGAUAGGAUGCGGAAGUGGUUGUGUUGCUCUUGUCAAGUUGAAGAGUCUUACCCCUCAAACGAAAAUGGAUUUGUAAAAAAUCACAGUGAUCAUGCUGAUGGGCAGCAUAAGGACAAAAUACCACCUCCUGUUAAAUUUGAUGCGCAAAAAGCAGCGCCAACAAUCGAUAUGCCUGCACUUUCACUUGAUGAACUGAAAGAAAAAACUGAGAAUUUUGGAUCAAAGGCAUUGAUUGGUGAAGGUUCAUAUGGAAGGGUUUAUUUUGCGAAUUUAAAUAAUGGAAAAAGUGUGGCUGUGAAAAAGCUUGAUGUUUCUACCGAGGCUGAAUCAAAUAACGAGUUUCUGACUCAGGUUGCCAUGGUUUCAACGCUGAAGCACGACAAUCUUGUUGAGCUCUGUGGUUACUGUGUCGAAGGAAAUACCCGUGUUCUAGCUUAUGAAUUUGCAACCAUGGGAUCUCUACAUGACAUAUUGCACGGCAGGAAGGGUGUGCAAGGAGCACAACCGGGCCCUGUGCUUGAUUGGAUGCAGCGAGUAAGGAUUGCUGUUGAUGCAGCAAAGGGAUUGGAUUAUUUGCACGAGAAGGUCCAACCAUCGAUAAUUCACAGAGAUAUUAGGUCUAGCAAUGUGCUCCUAUUUGAAGAUUUGAGAGCCAAGAUUGCCGAUUUUAACCUCUCAAAUCAAGCACCUGACAUGGCUGCUCGCUUGCAUUCUACUCGUGUAUUGGGAACUUUUGGCUAUCAUGCACCAGAAUAUGCAAUGACUGGACAGCUGACACAAAAAAGUGACGUUUAUAGCUUUGGCGUUGUUCUGCUUGAGCUAUUAACUGGUCGAAAACCUGUUGAUCAUACUAUGCCACGAGGACAGCAGAGUCUUGUGACCUGGGCUACACCAAGGCUAAGUGAAGACAAGGUUAAACAAUGUGUCGAUCCAAGGCUCAAGGGAGAAUAUCCGCCAAAAGCAGUUGCAAAGCUGGCGGCUGUGGCAGCUCUAUGUGUGCAGUAUGAGGCCGAGUUUAGGCCUAAUAUGAGCAUUGUUGUGAAGGCCCUUCAACCACUUUUGAGGGCUCCUGCACCAGCAGCUCCAGAAGUGUAAUGUGAAAAAGUGAAGAAAGGAGUUUAUGUGAUUGUUGGUUGCAUCUGCAGCUGCAUUGUGACUGUAGAUUUUGGUUUGAAGCAUAUAUAGGUGUUUAUCUUUGCAUUUAUUAUAUUUUUUUGGUUUGAGAACAUUAACCUGAACAUGUGUUUAGAUUGGCUUGUUACAUUUCUUUGGUUUGUUAAAGAUUUAUUCAAAUAAUAGAAACCUGGUUUUUUAUGGAAA